AUGGCGCGGAAGAAGUUGCGGCCGCGGCUCAUCGCCGAGCUGGCCCGUCGCGUGCGGGCCCUGCGGGAGCAACGGGAGCGGCCGCGCGACUCGCAGCGCUAUGCGCUGGACUACGGGACGCUGACGCGGCCGCACUCGGGCCGCCGGCUGCCCGCGCGCGCCUGGGCCGACGUGCGCCGCGAGAGCAGCCUGCUGCAGCUGCUCAGCCGCCUGCCGCUCUUCGGCCUGGGUCGCCUCGUGACGCGCAAGUCCUGGCUGUGGCAGCACGACGAGCCGUGCUACUGGCGCCUCACGCGCGUGCGGCCCGACUACACGGCGCAGAACUUGGAGCACGGCAAGGCCUGGGGCAUCCUGACCUUCAAAGGACACACGGAGACCGAGGCCCGGGAGAUCGCGCAGGUCAUGCACCACGACUGGCGGCUGGUGCCCAAGCACGAGGAGGCGGCCUUCACGGCUGUCACGCCAGCACCGCCCGAGGACGCUCAGUGCCGUGUGCCCUACCCGCCGCUCCUCCGGGCCAUGAUUCUAGCGGAGCGACGGAAGAGCGGGGACACCAGCACCGAGGAGCCCAUGCUGAAUCUCGAGAGGACGCGAGAGCAUCCCUGGGACUACCCUGCGAAACAGGAGGCGAAGAAAAAGGCCAAGGCCGCCGCGGUGUAAAACGCC
Prionailurus viverrinus (fishing cat) is the source of this 666-nucleotide messenger RNA. It is a transcript of the gene MRPS34, whose product is annotated as mitochondrial ribosomal protein S34. Lineage: Eukaryota; Metazoa; Chordata; Mammalia; Carnivora; Felidae. The record is from RefSeq and is a predicted model, not a curated record. The transcript is spliced from 3 exons. Gene Ontology annotation, biological process: mitochondrial translation. Gene Ontology annotation, molecular function: structural constituent of ribosome. Gene Ontology annotation, cellular component: mitochondrion; mitochondrial small ribosomal subunit. The coding region runs from base 1 to 660 and encodes 219 amino acids.